GCGAGCAGUUUGUCGUAGAGCGAAAAAGAGGAAACGACAGAUGAGAAAGUAAGAGAGAUCUCCGCGCAGAAAAUUAAGCAGAAGACAGUGGCAGCCAUUUUUCCCUGACAUUGCUGUUUCUGCGGCUCCGUGGUGCUAAUUGUCAUUAUUACUUAAACGAUCUUUAAGGCGGAGCAGUAAAAAGAGGUACGGUGGCAGUACAGGAUUGCGGUGUUGUUGUGCACACCGAGAUAUAAAAAUAAGAGCGGUGCUAGAUAACGAUAAGAGGAAUAUAGAGACGUCAAUGGUACGGCGUGGCUCGAAGUGACGAAGUGCGUGUGUAAACGAUCCGCACAGAAAGUAGUGGGGCUCGAUCAUAGUUGGCUGAGUGGACAGGCGAAAAGGAGGAGCUGCCGACAAACGGGAAGGGUGUUACAGGAGACGACAGCGACGGCAACGGUGACGACAACGACGAACACGACGACAACGACGGCUACGCUACGACAACGGCAACGAUCGCGGAAACGGAGUUACGGUAGCCCAGCCUAGGUGGCCCUAUUUUUUGGUUUCUUCCUUAGAAACCCUGUUCAAUCGGAAUCGUUAGUAUAUUGUGCACAGUGCACACGAUCACGCGCCACCGCGUACAUCAGCGCCACGAGAUGGAGAGGCGAGCUGCUUUUGUGCUGCUGGGGAUGCUAUAUUUAGCGGGCACCCUCGUCACGGUCCAGGCAGUAACCUACAAGGGGUUGGCGUCGAUCGUGCACGAGGGCCAGCCUUGGUGGAUCGAGUGCAAAGACCUGAAGCCGGACGAUCUGAUUAGAUGGACGAGAAACGGGCAGUCGCUCGAGCCGGAAUUGGCGAGUGGUCAGCUGGUCGUCCACUCGCCGGUCGGCACAGGAAGCAGCACGUUGACGGCGAUGCACGCGACGGACAGCCACGACGGAGACUACAAGUGCACCCCGGAUAGCAGCGAGGUCUUCCACUUGUGGAUAUAUGUCGACAUCAAGAUUAAAGUACUUACACCGAAGGAUGCGCCUAUGACACUGGAGUGUGGAAACAGAAGUGCCGGUGAGAAGUUGCAAUGGUUCAAAGAAAACGUUCCGCUACACACAGCCUUGGCUGGUAGCGAGGAUCUGUUCAAGUUGGACAACGACACCGGUACUCUGGAGCUUCUGAAGAGUGCAGAAGUGUUGUACGGAAAUUACAGUUGCAAAGGAUCUAACUCCUCCACAGAAUACAGGAUCGUAUCAAAACCCACGGCACACUUGCCCGAUUCGACGAGCGUGGUGGAAGGAGAGAAGCUGCAUUUAGUUUGCGCCGGUAAACAGAGUCCUGGCAUUAAGGUAUCCUGGACGUUUGGUGAUCAGAACUACACGCGCAGCAAGGGCCGCGUGAAGCUUGGACGGGACCAGGAAAGAGGCAUCUACGGCGCGGUUCUAAUCGUCGAGAACAUCGAAAUGAACGAUCGUGGCAGCGUGUACUGCAGGGUAUCUUACAAUUGGUCCGACACCGCCGAGGAUCACAUAGCAGAGGCCCAAACAUUCCUUAGGGUCAAAGACAAGCUUGCCGCACUCUGGCCCUUCUUAGGCAUUUGCGCGGAGGUCGUUGUUCUGUGCGCCAUCAUUCUAAUUUACGAGAAGAAACGAAACAAGGCUGAACUCGAAGAAUCCGAUACGGAUCAGAGUCCUGACACCAAGCCAACGCCCAACAAGGAUUCCGACGUUAGGCAGAGAAAGUGAAGCAACGAAGGAAAAGCGGCGGAUGAAUGAGAGCAGCGAGAUGCAGGAUAGCAGCAACGGAUAUGGAGAACGAUCGUGGGCAUCUGCCGGAGUGACAAUACAUAGCUGUACAAGAGAGAUAAGGAUGGAUGGAAGCUGAUCAUAAAGUUUCCAUUAACCACAGAAAGACAUCGUUCGAGGAUAACGAAAUAAAGAGAUUAAUCGAUGUAAAGAAAGGGAUUGAUCGUUUUCAAAGUGAGGGACAGGGUGUGUAGCGCCUCUAAUCGAGAGCCCCCAGCCAGGUACCCUUGUUCGUUUCACGAGUGCAUACCUGCGUGAAGAAAACAGGCUUUGCCUGUGCACACAGAAAAUGUACACGCACGCGCGGUAUUACACAAUUUACUAACAAAUUUAAAUUAAGCCUUACUAUCGUGUUCACUUCAUUUAUCAGAUGUUCGCCUGUCCGUUAUCUCUAUUACACUGCUUUGAUCGACGGUCGGAGAAGAAAGAAAAAUAUAAUAUUAUGUGCUCUGCUGAUCUUUACGCGUUGUAUGUGUCCUUCGAAUGAUGACGAGUGAGCGAUUAAGCCGGAUGAAGAGUAAUGACGAUGAAAAUAGAUACCUAAAACGAAGAGAAAGGGCGUGAGAAAAAUGAAUGUACGUAUGAGAAUCUAUGUGUGUACGUGUAUGUAAGUUUGUGCAUGCUUGCAUGCGCUUGAAUGACAGAAUGCGAUAGUGACGAAAAAAAUGAAUACAAAAAGAAUAUAUAAAAAAAAUAAAUAAAAUAGCCGGAUCAGCAUACCCGCCAAAAGCAAUUUGAAACGAGCGGAUUGAAAAUUCGUUUCUCUCUGCUUGUAAGAAAUAUACACACACAUAUAUAUAUAUAUAAUAAAUAUAUGCUAUGUUCGAAAACGCAUUUAUUCGCUAACGUACUUUUUACGGUACUCUCUUUUUUUCCUCAAAAAAGGGAUGAUAGAAAUUCUUUUUCUAAGGGGGUGUGCUUUGGCGGGUAUGCCCUCCACGUGACUCGGAACGUGUAGAGACCCCUGUUUCUCAUAUUUCGCACCGUGUGACCGAAGAGAAUAUAAAAAAAUAAAAAGAUUUUACGGUAGGACCGAGAUAAAAAAAAAUUAUGUGCUCGAUAAACUAGUUACGUAAUAAUAGAAUCAGGAGAGGCAAUGCGUGCUAUAAUUGGCUUCCGAACACCACAGACUUUCGGAAGUAUUUGAAAAAGCUUACCUGGUGGCGCCGCCUUAUUAUAAUUAUUGUAAUUAUUACUAUUAUUAUUAUUAUUAUUAUUAUUAUGGUUAUUGUGAACAAUGAUGAUGAUGAUCUUGAUUAUUCCAUCGGUCAUGGAAAAGGAAAUAAAACACGUCGGAAGUCAUGGUUCUGCGCGCGACGCCGUUGUUAACGACGUUAUAAUGUAAUAUUAAUACUGUAAUAUUAUUAUUGCCAUCGUUAUUACUACUGCUACUAUCGUUAUUAUGAUUAUUACAAGUAUUAUCGUUAAUUUUACCACUAUUGUAAUAAUUUAUAAUCCGUACCAACACGAUUGUCCGUCGACAGUGUCGUCAUUGUAAGUAUUACAAUUUCUAUAUUCAUUAACGGCUAGCAUAAACUUUAGGUGCUCUUAGUGCGAUACCUUUUUCUUUGUUUCUCUCUUACGGGUGCUGUUUUGCUGCGUCAACUUCCGUCACUGUUGUCCCUAGCGCUGUCACCAUCUUUGUCGAUACUCGAGCUACGAGCAAGAUAAUUAUAUUCAUGAGUUUUCAUUUUUCUCUUAA
This is a messenger RNA of Osmia bicornis bicornis, 3480 nucleotides long. RefSeq names its product basigin (gene Bsg). Gene Ontology annotation, molecular function: cell adhesion molecule binding. Gene Ontology annotation, cellular component: cell-cell junction. Gene Ontology annotation, biological process: cell-cell adhesion. NCBI's taxonomy places the organism in Eukaryota, Metazoa, Arthropoda, Insecta, Hymenoptera, Megachilidae. Bases 639 to 1718 code for a protein of 359 amino acids. The record is from RefSeq and is a predicted model, not a curated record. The transcript has 5 exons.